CGUGGGAGUAACUAGGAAAUGUCUUGGUUACUAAGGAGAGCUGCAGGAUGGAAUAAAGGCGAUUUUUCUUGAUUAAAGAGCAAAAUAUCGACAGAUUGUUUUUGGAUAUCGAGAGAGGGCAACUCAAUUCAUCAAACACAAGGUCAAUGGCUCUGCCUACCCUCUCAACCCAUAUGCCCAGCCGGUCCCGGAUGUUGGCCAGACAGCUGGCCCGGCAGCGGGAGCAGGAGGCUCGGUGGCGGCAGCAGUGGGAGCUUCAUGCUCAGUACUUCAAAGAGCAGAGUGUCCGCAGCCACAAACAGGAAGUAUGGAGCUCCAGACAGUCUUACCAGCAGAGUAUGUCAGCAUACCAUAAAAAGACACUGGAGGAGGAAAAGAGGGCCAGCUUGGAGCAGCGCAGGAAUCGGCUCAGGGCCAUGCUCAAAGAGGAGCAGGACCAGCUGGAGGCAGAGCUCAGAGGAGUGGUGCCUGACAGGAGAACACUGGCGGGCGGGUUGGUGCAGAAAACUGAAGAGCUUCGCACAGCAAGAGAGGAGAGAAGAAAGAAGCUUGCACAAGAGCUUCUCAGGGAACACUGGAGGAAAAACAACCCAGAGCUGCGAGAGGUCGAGUCAGCAUUACAUAAAGAUCAUGUUGUCAGCCAAUGGCAGGGGCAGAUAUCUGAGAGGAAACGGCAAGAAGUAGCUGUGCAGGAGGAAAAGAAACGUUACGAAAACGAGUACGAGAGGGCCCGAAAAGAAGCCCUGGAGAGGAUGAAGCAAGCAGAGGAGAAGAAGAAAAUAGAGGAGCAGAAGAGGACGGAGGAACUUAAAAAGCAGAUGGAAGAGCUGAAGCUUAGAGAAGAGGAGGCAACUUGCCUCAAAAAGGAGCAAGAGGCUCUGCUGAUGAAGCAAUGGGAACUGGAAAAAAUAGAGGAGGAGAGGAUGAAAGUGGAGGAGAGAAGGAAGAAGUCAGAGAUGGGGCAUUUCCUGAUCCGUCAAUAUCGUGCUCAACUGAAGAGGAGAGCCCAGCAAGUGCAAGAAGAACUGGAGUCUGACCGGCAGAUCCUGUCAGCAAUGCUGGAGGGAGAGCAGGAGGACUUGAGGAUGGAGUCUGAACGGAGGGAAAGGGCCGUCGCUGAUGCUGCGUGGAUGAAACGUGUGAUUGAAGAGCAGCUCCAGCUGGAGCGGGAGAGGGAGGCGGAGUUUGAAAUCCUACACAGAGAGGAAGCCCAACGGGUGUGGGAGAAACGAGAAGCACAGUGGGAGAAGGAGAGGAAAGCCAGAGAGCGGCUUAUGAGAGAGGUGCUAGCGGAGAGACAGAAGCAGCUGGAGCUGAAAGUGAAGAAGAACCGCGAAGCUCAGGAGGAGUCCCUGAAGAGACGAGAGGAGCUGAUUCAGGAGCUGGAGCAGGAGAGGGAGAUGAGACGGCAAGAGGUGGAGUUGGAAGAGGGUCGCAGGACGGCACGGAUGCAAGAGAUAAAUGCUCAGGUGGAGCAGCAGCAUCUCAAGCAGCUGGAGGAGCAGCGCAGGAUAGAGCAGGAGGAGGAAGAGGACAGGGAGGCUCUUCAGAUCCAAGAGGAGGAGCUAAGGGAAGAGAUCCACAGGAUGGCCAAGAGGGGUUACCAAGAGAGGAUUCACAGCAGACCUCGGUCAGCCUGGACUUGAGCACCUGGUUGGAAUGAAAUCAAAACAGAAUUGAGAGAUGUAUUUUUCUACAUGUUAUUAGCUUUAAAGGACAGUUCACGUUUUGAUUGAUGUAAAGAAGUAUUCACAUCCCUACAGUCCACUUUCCUGGUUUUUGCUUUCUUGCUGAAUCAGGAAGGAUAUUGAAAACAGGAGAGGAUUCAUACACUGAAGGAGGAAAAAAUAAAUUGAUACAAGUAUUGCAGACUUUAAAGCCAUACUUCCUCAAUGAGUAAAAUUUCCAAUGCAUUGUUUGCAUGUUGUCCCCAUUUUCUUACCUAAGAUUUGUGUAAAAUGUUUUUUUUUUCACUUAGUUUGUAGAGGAUCAACAUUUUCAUCAAAAUGCCUUAAAUGCACGUUAGCACUUCUUUUAUGACUGAUUUGAAAAUGUGGUCCUUCCUUUCUUGCCGUCAAAGGACUGAAGUAUUAAUGUAGGUGUGAGUCUGCGUCAUCUUUGUUUUUGUAAUUUAAUGCUGGUUGUUUGCAAAUUUAGAGAGGAACUGUUUGAGAUUUUGCACCAAUGGAUGUGUGUAUU
Molecule: messenger RNA, 2199 nt
Organism: Cheilinus undulatus (humphead wrasse)
Lineage: Eukaryota; Metazoa; Chordata; Actinopteri; Labriformes; Labridae
Product: trichoplein, keratin filament binding
Exons: 13
Coding region: 147-1646 (499 amino acids)
Biological process (GO): apoptotic process
Cellular component (GO): keratin filament
Source: RefSeq, a predicted model, not a curated record